Larimichthys crocea (large yellow croaker) is the source of this 2812-nucleotide messenger RNA. RefSeq names its product sphingomyelin phosphodiesterase 2b (gene smpd2b). The coding region runs from base 347 to 1678 and encodes 443 amino acids. Gene Ontology annotation, molecular function: sphingomyelin phosphodiesterase activity. Lineage: Eukaryota; Metazoa; Chordata; Actinopteri; Sciaenidae. The record is from RefSeq and is a predicted model, not a curated record. The transcript has 11 exons.
UCGUGUUUUAUUUUUAGGGGGAAACUCCAACCGGAAGUCGUAACAAAUAUUUUUGUCCCUGUUGACUUUCCGCCGGCAGGAAAAGCGAAAAGUCCGCAGCAAUGGAGCAAAGGCUAAACACCGUCAAGUUAGUGUGCGCAGUCUGAAUGCGGCCAGAGCCGACCAUGUAUAAUAAUUAACCAGUUUUACAACAGCUAGCACAGGAAGUGUCCGACGACAUAACGGCGCAUGAAACGGCCCCGUUAACGACAGCUGACGUCAACAGGUUCGCGGGGAACUAUCCCAGUUAUCGCAUCGGAUCUGACACUCCAUCGUUCCUGCCAUCGUUCCUGACUCACCUGCCAGCAUGGCUAAUGCAGAGUCUGUCCGUCUCCAGGUCUUCUCUCUGAACUGCUGGGGGAUCCGAUACCUUAGCAAACACUGUUCUCAGCGCUAUGCUAUGCUUGGAGAUAUGUUGUGCAAGAAGGAGCAUGAUAUCGUCUUACUGCAAGAGGUUUGGAGCGAGAAAGAUUAUCUCUCCUUGAAACAGAAACUUGCCAGUUGUCAUCCUCACUCUCAUUACUUUAAAAGUGGAGUCAUAGGCAGUGGAUUGGCCAUUUUCUCCAAACACAGAAUCCAUGACACAUUUCUUUACCGCUACUCGCUGAAUGGUUAUCCUUACAUGGCUCACCAUGGAGACUGGUUUGGAGGGAAAGCUGUCGGGAUGGCCGUCUUAAGCAUCGGCAGCCUGAUUGCAAACAUCUAUGUUACUCACCUGCAUGCAGAGUACUGCAGAGACAAGGAUCCUUAUCUACCUCACAGAGUGGUUCAGGCAUGGGAGCUGCAGCAGUUCAUUCGCCACACCUCUGCUGGAGCAGAUUUGGUGAUUUUAGGUGGUGAUCUCAACAUGCACCCUCAAGACCUGGGUAAUAGACUACUGAGGACUUCCACUGGACUCCGAGACUCCUAUUUAGAGACUGCUAAAUUUGAUGGAUGUGAGGACGGUAUGACUCUAAUCGCUGACAAUCCUUUUAUCUCUAAAAACGAGAUUCUUCCAUUCGAAAAGGGACUUCGAAUUGACUACAUCCUGUACAAGGGAUCUCCCAAAGUGAACAUUUAUUGUGAUUACAUGUGCACCACCAAAGGCUCCGUACCCGACCAUCCAUUCCCAUACUCCGACCAUGAAGCUUUGACGGCUGAACUUAGGCUGGAGACACACACUCCAUCUGAGGCCCAAAGUGACAAGAAAUUAUGGAAACAUGACUCUGCUGCAGGGAAGGUAGCUGAGCUGGUCGACAUUAUGACAGAGGCACGUACUGAAGUCAAAGUGGGUUUGCACUGUGCUGAAAGGAUGCGAUACACGGCAACACGCACCGGAGUGAUGGGGCUGGCUCUGCUGUUCCUGGAGUUGGCCAUCGCUGCUGUGCCGUAUUUGGCCCUGGGAGCAGAACAACCUUUCCCUCUCACUUCCUUCUACAUGCUGGCUGGAUUGUGCUUUGCUAUCCUUCUGACUACCUUUCUGCUGUAUAUCUUUAAAACCAUGGAGCUAAAAUCUCUUCAGGGGGCUGAAGACCAGAUGAGGCUGGCUAUAGGUAGUCUACAAGAAAAGCUCAGGGGCUUUCCUUUGGCUCAGCCCCACAGCACCCAGCGAAGGCCCCCAGAGGGUUUGGAGCCCAGUGCCUUUGACCCAGAGGAAUAAAGCUGGAGCCAACUGGGUCAAAGCGAAGCCUUUGAAGUGAGCUUUAAGAUGGAUGUUUCAAAGAGUCAUUUAUCCCCUGAAUGUAUUAUAUACUCUUGAGAUUUAGAUCCGUACUGCAGAAUGAAGGAGUUCUGAAAGACCUUUCCGAAAGUAUUGCAGGACACAUGCUUUUUUUAAAACUUUUUAUAUAAUCACCUUUAGCCUUUUCUACCCCUAGAUUUCCCUCUAUGCACUUCACUUCAGCAAACAUGCUUCCUAUGACAUAGUAUGAUACUUCUGUGCUACUGCUGUUCUUAAAGGUCAGAAACGUGCCCCCUUUGAGGUCCGACUUGCAUUCCACCCACCAGUAGUUUCAGCGGGACCAGUUGUUUCUGUUUUUAAAUUCCACGCUUCCCUUUUGGAGAGUGCACCACACAAUGAUAGCGGGUCCAGACUGUUUGCUGAUUUAGUUACAGAAAGUAGCCCUGUAGUCCCCACUACACGGAAGACACACACACUCCGAAGGUUUACAUUUUGGUCAGUAACGUUUGUUUCACUUGAGGAAGGACAGAUUGCUGCAGGCUUCCAGUAGCACUUCCAGAACCUCAUGACACUUUUCAGUGUAGUAGUGUACUGUCAGUAGUAUAUCUCUUGGUUAUCAUGUUCACUGUCUUACACUUCCUGAAAGUAUCUUUAUGUUGUACAAUCUACACUCCUCUUUCCCAAUGUAUAGCAGUGGGAAUGUGCUGAAGAUAUUCUCAGUCAUAUACACUAAUAAUAACUUUCUUAACUUUAAUUUUUUGUGGUUUUACAAAAAUGCCGUGCUGUAGAAAUCACAAAUGCUUAACUUAUCUAUAUAUAUUAAUAUAUCUUUAGUGUGCUGUGCACUUAACUUGACUAACCUGUUAAACCACUUUCUUUUAUGUAUGCUGGGAAAUCACUUAAUGUUCCACAUCUCUUUGAAGCAGUAUUAUGACUCCACAAGACAGCAACUGUUCAGUUUUAUUCUUAACUUUCACUGCGAUGGAAAUGCACUUAGUAGUUCUUAGUUGUUUUUUUUAGUCAUAGAAUUUCGGACACCUGAUGUUCAUUCCAACUGAAAAUUGUAAUGGGCACGAUUAUGAAAGCAAUAAUAAAGAUCUUAUUCUCACCCUA